AUGGACCAAUGGCUGAGAAACGAACCUGGACGGAUCUUUCAUCCAUUCCCAAUGUUCCACGGAGGCGGAAUUUGCAUCUUCUUCCACAUGUCUCUAUGGUGGGACCAAAUCCCUGUGCUGGCUCCUAACAAGCCAUUGACACCAGAAAUGGCAGACGAAUUUCAUCGGAGCGGUCGAGUCAAUUGCAGCUUUCUCCCUCCCGCCAUCAUGGAAGGAAUCAGCAAGAACCCUGAAUUCACGCGGAACCUCAAAAACCUGCGAUUCGUCGCGUUCAGCGGAGCGCCUCUGGCAUACAGCGUAGGGGACAUUAUAUCCAAAUACACCAGGAUCAUCAACCUCCUUGGCCAGACCGAGACAGCGUCCAUGUAUCAGCUCUACGUCGAGGACGAAGAUUACCUCUACUGCCGCUGGGGCACCAUGGGAGGAGUCCAGCUCCAACAACGUGGUGAAGACACGUACGAAGUCGUGGUGGUACGCGACGAGAAGCUGCGUGACUUCCAGCCUGCCUUCAUGUCAUUUCCACACUUGACUGAAGUAAGGACGAACGAUCUGAUGCGGAGACACCCCGACCCGAACAAAUCCGACUACUGGAUCCAUUGCGGGCGAGCCGACGACAUUGUCGUGUUUGACAACGACGAGAAACUCAACCCCAUCUCAAUGGAGCACAUCAUCGCCAUGCAUCCCAAAGUCCGCACUGCCAUGAUUGUCGGCGAAGGGCGGUUCCAAGCCGCCGUCAUCAUCGAGCUCCAGGAUACAUUUCAACCCACCACUCAACCGGAGCGCGAUGAGCUUGGGGAAGAGAUUUGGCCCUUUAUCGAGCAGGCCAAUGUCGACUGCCCAGCUCACGGCCGUCUGGUGAAGCAACUAGUUCUUUUCGCGGACCCGAAGAAGCCAUUCCUCCGAACAGGAAAGGAGUCUCUCAAACGACGUGAAACCACGAAGUUGUAUCUUGAGGAACUGGACAACGCGUAUGCGGCAAUAGAUGUGAUGCCAGACGCAGGAUCAGGCCCCAUUGCGGCUUGGGGUCUGGAGCAGCUGCAGUCGUAUCUCAGAGAAAGAAUCGAACAGACGACCCACUUUGGCAGCAUCGACGACGACACGGACUUUUUCCGUCUGGGUAUGGACUCAUUGCAGGUUCUAGAACUCUCUCGAGGCUUCAAGUCGGCGCUUGCAGCAAGCGAUCCGGCUCUAGCAAAGUUGAUGACGCCGUCGCUGGUCUACACCAAUUCGAAUCUGCGCAAGCUCUCGUCUGCCAUCUUCGCCCUCAUACAGAAGUCAAACGGUUAUGCUAAUCCCCAACUCAACGGCACAACCGCCAACGGCGUGCAGGCAGUUGGCCGAACCGUGGUCAUGGACCAAGUCCUCGACCAGUAUACCCAGUUCCUCCCACUGGCAGGCUCAAGCAAGAAGCUGAAUGCAACGCGGCCCGCCGAAAAGGCCGUGAUCCUGACCGGCUCAACAGGUGGCAUUGGCUCAUAUGUCUUAGGAACACUGAUGUCGAACCCCUCCGUCACGCGCAUUUACUGCCUCAAUCGGUCGGCCGACGCAUCCAGCCGCCAGCACUCAAUCAACAAAGCCCGCGGCCUCCCCACGGACUUUGAAUCCAAAGUCAAGUUCCUGCGGACCAACUUCAGCCGCCGCGAUCUUGGCCUGAGCCCAGAUGUGUUCGACGAGCUGCUGACCUCGGUGACGCACAUCAUCCACAAUGCCUGGGCCAUCUGGCUGCCGCUGGCGACCAUCGACCACAGUUUCGUAUCCAGCCUCGGGUCCGUGGUCCGGUGGAAUGCCGCCGGCAACGACGGGCCCGUGCCGGAGCGGAUCAUCGAGGACAUGGAAGUGGCCGAGGAGCUUGGCUACGCCGAGUCCAAGCACGUAUCCGAGCGAGUCCUGCACGCCGCGCAUCAGACCAGCAAGAUUGAGACGUGCAUCUUCCGCGUCGGCCAGGUUGCCGGCCCCGUCCACCGCGGCACACAAGGCGAAUGGACGCGCGGCGAGUGGUUCCCGACCCUGAUCGCCAGCUCGCGCGCAAUGGGAGUGCUCCCAAGCGACCUUGAUGGCAUGAAUUCGGUGACCUGGGUGCCCGUGGACAUUCUGGCAGAGAGUCUCGUCGAGCUGGCUUUGGGCGACGCGGCACGAAGUGCCGAUGACAUCCCCGUCUACCACCUGGUCAAUCCGGCGAAGUCCACCUGGGAGAGCUUGUGGCCUGUGGCGCAACAGUAUUUCCAGAAUACCAAAGCUGAAGCAGACCCCGACAUCAAAGUCGUCCCCUAUCACGAGUGGCUGAAGGUGCUGCAGGAAAAUGCUUCCGUGGACCAGAGCCAGGAAGCUAUCCAGCGCAUCCCAGCCAUCAAGAUCUUGGACUUCUACGAAAGUCUCGACACGAGUGGCAAUGCUGCGAGCGACCCAGAGUUCUCGACACAAAAUGCCGUCAAACGUAGCCCGACGCUUCAGAAUUGCGGGACGGUCAAAACGGAGUGGAUGGAGCUGUGGUUGAAGCAAUGGAACUUCUGA
This is a messenger RNA of Cladophialophora psammophila CBS 110553, 2511 nucleotides long. RefSeq lists its product as uncharacterized. The record is from RefSeq and is a predicted model, not a curated record. The coding region runs from base 1 to 2511 and encodes 836 amino acids. NCBI's taxonomy places the organism in Eukaryota, Fungi, Ascomycota, Eurotiomycetes, Chaetothyriales, Herpotrichiellaceae. Gene Ontology annotation, molecular function: phosphopantetheine binding. The transcript has 3 exons.